Phasianus colchicus (ring-necked pheasant) is the source of this 848-nucleotide messenger RNA. The record is from RefSeq and is a predicted model, not a curated record. Lineage: Eukaryota; Metazoa; Chordata; Aves; Galliformes; Phasianidae.
UCCUGGAAGGUCACAGGGUGGGUGAAAAUGGGUUAGAAAGGUCCUGGAAGGUCAAAGAAUGGGUCAAAAUGGGUGAGCAAAGUUCUGGAAGGUCACAGAAUGGGUCGAAAUCGGGUUGGGAAGGUCCUGGAAGGUCAUAGGAUGGGUUGAACAGGGUUGGGAAGGUCCUGGAAGGUUAAAGAAUGGGUUGAACCGGGUUGAGAAGGUCCUGGAAGGUCACAGAAUGGGUCAGAUUGGGUUGGAAAAGUCCUGGGAGGUCACAGAAUGGAUCGAACCUGGUUGGGAAGGUCCUGGAAGGUCACAGAAUGGGUCAGAAUGGGUUUGCAAAGUCCUAGAAGGUGACAGAAUGGGUGGAAUUGAGUUGGGAAGGUCCUGGAAGAUCACAGAAUGGGUCGGAUUGGGUUGGAAAGGUCCUGGAAGAUCACAGAAUGGCACGGUGGAUCCAUUUCCCCCCCCCAGGGCGGCUGCUGAAGUGCCUGAAGGGGGUGGGGGGCAGCGUGCGGGGGCUGCAGUGUCACCCCUCGCUGCCCCUCGUCGCCUCCUGCGGCCUCGAUCGCUUCCUGCGCCUCCACAGCCUCCACGACAAACGGCUGCUGCACAAGGUGUACCUGAAGUCACGCUUGAACUGCCUUCUGUUGAGCAGCUGCCAGGACCUGGAGGUGAGAAAGUGGGGGGAGGGAGUAAGGGGGGGGUCCUCGGCGUCCACCGAAAUGGAGUGACCCCAAAUCAGCCCGAAUUUAUCCCAAGUCAUCGCCCCAAAUCGGCUCGUGUCACUCCAGUUGUCUUGGAAGGGUCCUUGAAGGUCAUAGGGUGGGUUGGGUUGAGUUGGAAAGGUCCUUGAAGGUUGC